This is a messenger RNA of Gossypium arboreum, 710 nucleotides long. Its product is annotated as regulatory-associated protein of TOR 1-like. Gene Ontology annotation, cellular component: cytoplasm; TORC1 complex. Bases 154 to 432 code for a protein of 92 amino acids. Lineage: Eukaryota; Viridiplantae; Streptophyta; Magnoliopsida; Malvales; Malvaceae. Gene Ontology annotation, biological process: regulation of autophagy; positive regulation of protein serine/threonine kinase activity; positive regulation of cell growth. Gene Ontology annotation, molecular function: protein-macromolecule adaptor activity. The record is from RefSeq and is a predicted model, not a curated record. The transcript is spliced from 4 exons.
AGUAAGGUCGAAGUUGAUCCUACAGUAGAUGAAGUGAAGAAACUUUGUAAUACAUGUUGCAGAUAUGCCAAGUCAGAGAGUUUUAUUUCAUUACAAUGGACAUGGUGUUCCAAAGCCAACUGCAAAUGGUGAAAUCUGGCUGUUUAAUAAGGAAUGGUUGUUUGUCUUCCUUCCCUAACCUUAUCUGCUGCAGGAAUGGUUGUUAAUGCCUUCAUUGAGCUUCUUGACUGUGGCACUUCUAACUACCCUGGAUCUUCAAGAGACUACAUUCUUCUGGCUGCGUGUGAAGCACAUGAGACUCUUCCUCAAAGUGCUGAAUUUCCUGCCUAUGUGUUUACUUCUUGUCUUACUACACCUAUCAAAAUGACAUUGAGAUGGUGCAUACUUUGGCUUUCUGUUCCGGUGUUUUGGAUUCUCUGGCGGUUGAAUUGAAAGCAUCAAAGGAAUUCUCUAAGUUAUAUGCAGGCAUUGCAAUACUUUGGCUUCACAUAAGCUUGAACCAGCCCUCUGUUGUAUAUUAUUUCUUCUUUUUUUUUUUUAUCUUUUUCCUUUGAUUAAUGAGAGGUGAUGAAGAAUUGGCAUUAUUUUCUCACGAGGAUAAAUUUUGUUUUAGAAAUUGUAAUACUUUGUGUGUUUGUGUGUGUUAUUUUUAUGUAUUAAAUUACAUAUUGAAUCAAUGUUAUAUAUUAAAUUUAAAUUCAUUAAUUUUU